CUUGGCGCUGUCCGAGCUGGCAGAGACGCCACGUACCUAUAUUAGAACUGAGUCGCUCAUUCUGCGAUUCGCCUCCUGACGAUGAAGCUAUCGAUUGCUACAGCGAGCCUCCUCGCGUCGGCCGCGCUUGCCGCCGAGUUCCGCUUCACCAACAAGUGCGACUACACGAUCAACCUCCAUGCUGGUGGCAGCGUCUUUGUGUGCGAUAUCCCGUCGGGCGAGACGCGCAACAACAACUGCGGUGCGACCUUGGGCUCGCACGGCCUGUUCAAGCACACGGCCGCCAACGAUGUCAACCUGCUCGAGUACUCGCUCACCAACACGAAUGGCUUCAACAACGUGUGGUACGACAUCAGCAACAUCCCGCCGGGCCCUGGCAACUGCAAGAGCUACGACGACUGCAAGGCCUUUACGGGCAAGAAGGGCUACAACGUGCCCAUGAGCAUCCAUCCGGUGAACAACAACAACGGCAAAAACUGCCGCGACCUCGUCGUCACCAAGCCCGACUCGCCUGUCGCGUACCUCUUCCCGACCGACGACGGCAAGAUGGCCGACUGCAAGAUCGACGAAGUCUUUGACGUGACGUUCUGCCCCGGUGGCAACCCUGGCCCGGCGCCGUCGCCCAGCGUGCAGCCCACGCCUGCUCCCACCCAGGCCCCCACCCAGGCUCCUACCCAGGCUCCUACCAAGGCUCCUACCCAGGCUCCUACACAGGCUCCUACCCAGGCUCCUACGCAAGCUCCUACGCAGGCCCCGACCCAGGCGCCGUCGCCCAGCUCGGAUGGACCGACGUAUGCUCCGUCGCCCAGCUCGGCCUCGCCCACGGAAGCGCCUGACGCCCCGACGGCGUCUCCCGAUGCGCCGACGGCCAAGCCGGACGUCCAGCCCGAUGUGAUCCCGGACGGGCAGGUGGGUGCGUGGAAGCAGUGCGGCGGCAAGGGCUACUCUGGCUCGUCGACGUGUACGGACGGCUACACGUGCCAAGGCGUGAACGAGUGGUUCUCGCUCUGCCACCCGCUGCCGCCCAAGGAAGGCGAGCUCGCGACGUGGGCGCAAUGCGGCGGGAAGGGCUACACCGGUAUCACCAAGUGCCAGGCGCGCGACGAAUGCUGGACCAAGGACGAGCACUUCUCGCAGUGCAUCCCGUCGUCCACCAAGUCGACGUAACUUCAACAACAUCCCAACGCUCAAUAUAGACAUCAAUUAACCCUAUAAACUUCUAGUUCUAGUACUCGA
This is a messenger RNA of Saprolegnia diclina VS20, 1236 nucleotides long. RefSeq lists its product as hypothetical. The transcript has 3 exons. The record is from RefSeq and is a predicted model, not a curated record. Gene Ontology annotation, cellular component: extracellular region. Gene Ontology annotation, molecular function: cellulose binding. The coding region runs from base 82 to 1167 and encodes 361 amino acids. NCBI's taxonomy places the organism in Eukaryota, Oomycota, Saprolegniomycetes, Saprolegniales, Saprolegniaceae. Gene Ontology annotation, biological process: carbohydrate metabolic process.